GCAGCCGGCGGGCUGGGGUGGUGGUGGGCCUGGGACAGGGAAAUGGCGGUCUGUCCUUGGGGUAGGAGUUAGGAACGCGGUCAGGUCGCUUCCUGUGGUUUUAGGGUCUUUCAGAGGCGUUUGAAAAGCGGGAGGUGUGUUGUCGGGCGUCAGGGCCUCUGAUGGCUGUUCACAGGUGGGUUACCUCCACCCCGUAGGUUUUCAGUCUGUUGAGAAGAGGUGCGGAGGUGAGGUUGGCAGAAGAAGAUGGAAAUGUCAGAAGAUGAUAUUAACAUGGAAGAAUACCCCACUGAAAUUCAUGAUUAUCUUGCAGCAUUUGAAAAAUCUCUUGGUUCUGUAGAUGAGAUGCUGAAGACAAUGAUGUCAGUUUCCAGGAGCGAGCUUCUCCAAAAGUUAGAGCCUCUUGAGCAAGCAAAGCUGGAUUUGGUUUCGGUGUACACGUUAAAUUCAAUGUUCUGGGUAUACUUGGCUACUCAGGGAAUCAAUCCAAAGGAACAUCCAGUGAAACAAGAACUGGAGAGAAUAAGAACAUACAUGAACAAGGUCAAAGAAAUAGCAGACAAGAAAAAGGCAUCCAAACUCGAUAAAGGAGCUGCUUCUAGAUUUGUAAGAAAUGCACUCUGGGAACCAAAUGCUGAAAAUGAACAUACUUCCAAAACUCCGGCUAAAGGAAAAAAGAGAAAGAUGGACUAAAUGUUUGUUUCCCAUUAUAUAAAUUGGAGAUAUCUAGGACUUAUUUUGAAAUGUGUUUUGCAUACUGCAUGCAUCUUGCAGAGGUGCUGUAUAGCAACAUCUUGAUUAAGUUAUACUUAAGAAUUUUACAGGAUUGUAUUUUGUCCAGAACACUUGUCACUGAGGUGAUCGCAUUGUAUGUGUAUCUGAAAGUGCCAUUUGAUGUGAGAGAAGUAACGUUUCAUUAUUCAAAUGAUAAUGACCUGACCUACACUUGCUGGUAAUAGGUACUAGUCAUGUUUUGCUCAUAAUGCCUAAGUUUCAUUUUUUUUUACUGCUGAAUGAUUGACACUUUUUUAUAUGUCCUUAAUCUCCUGAAUAUUAAAAAGUCUCAAACAAUGCUA
This is a messenger RNA of Aquila chrysaetos chrysaetos, 1076 nucleotides long. It is a transcript of the gene C1D, whose product is annotated as C1D nuclear receptor corepressor. Gene Ontology annotation, biological process: regulation of gene expression; maturation of 5.8S rRNA. Gene Ontology annotation, molecular function: DNA binding; RNA binding. The transcript is spliced from 5 exons. The record is from RefSeq and is a predicted model, not a curated record. NCBI's taxonomy places the organism in Eukaryota, Metazoa, Chordata, Aves, Accipitriformes, Accipitridae. Gene Ontology annotation, cellular component: exosome (RNase complex); nucleolus. The coding region runs from base 247 to 693 and encodes 148 amino acids.